CGUCAAAUGACGCGACGUUAAAUGACCUUUCGUACACGUUGGUUACAACGUCAAAGUACAAGAUAAAGCAGUAUGCACCAUAUUGUCAACUGGUACACAAUGUAUGCACACACACUACAGAACAUACUUCGCAGCAAGUAUAACAUCAAUGAAGAGCUACACGCCGAGGGCAUAUUUGUGGCCCGUCAAGGCGGCACCAUGAAAGCAAAUAGUCUGUUCAGUAUCGGGAUUGGUGAGAGGUUUAUAGUCGUCGCCGGCAUCAACCCCCGUGGACCGGAGAUCGACUACAAUCCGGUGUCUCUCACUCCGGUAGGUCUGGCCGGUGUCACGUACAAAAAUGCCAGCACAAUUGUUACAAUCUCCAGUCCGCUCAAAGGCAAGAAUUCCUUUCAGUUAAUCAGCAGUAGCAAGGCCGCCGCUAUAUGGGAUGAUUUCACCACCGCCAUUGAUUACCUGGCGUCUAAAUUAAGCGGCGACAUUUGGUGCAGCGCACUUAGUACUUCAUCAUCAUCAUCAUCAUCAUCAUUAUCAGACGCCUCUGUGGAUGCAAAACAUGAUUACAGACGUCUGCCUCCGCAAAUUUUUCCCACGGCAGAUAGAAGUUUCAGCUCUAUUUCAUUGCCCGAUAUGGUAUGUGGAUCAAUCAAUGCCAAGCACGCGGCGUGCCAUCAGCAUGUUAAGAGAGGUCCCAGUUUGGACUGUGUUUACGUGUCUUUUGACAGCUUCAUCAAUGAUGAUACCAACCUAAAUGCAGCAAUUCAACAGGAAGACUUAACUGCGCCCGAUACAGAUAUUGCGCAAAAUUGCGGGCAACUAACCGACGAGCGACGCACGGACAUGUCAAGCAAGCAGCCCAGUUUACUUGAGAGGUUCCUUCGCUUCUUUACCUGCUGUAUAAGCAAGCGCUGACUUGUUAGCAUUAAUAUAUGAUAUUUUAAUCGAGAAAUGACAUUUUCACAUAUUUGUUUAUGGCAAUAAACUGAUUGCAUCAACACA
This is a messenger RNA of Dreissena polymorpha, 996 nucleotides long. RefSeq lists its product as uncharacterized. The coding region runs from base 73 to 909 and encodes 278 amino acids. Lineage: Eukaryota; Metazoa; Mollusca; Bivalvia; Myida; Dreissenidae. The record is from RefSeq and is a predicted model, not a curated record. The transcript is spliced from 2 exons.